Aspergillus terreus NIH2624 is the source of this 1836-nucleotide messenger RNA. Its product is annotated as MDR family MFS transporter. The record is from RefSeq and is a predicted model, not a curated record. Lineage: Eukaryota; Fungi; Ascomycota; Eurotiomycetes; Eurotiales; Aspergillaceae. The transcript is spliced from 5 exons. Gene Ontology annotation, biological process: transmembrane transport. Gene Ontology annotation, molecular function: transmembrane transporter activity. Bases 1 to 1836 code for a protein of 611 amino acids.
AUGGCGUCGCAGCCCAUCGCCGAUGUGGACCACCAGAAUCCCACGGUCAUCUCCGCAGAGAAAUCCUCUGUGCCGCAGAGUGAAUCCACUUCCAGAGAUGCCUCGGCCAAUGCCGACUCCGUCGCUCGACUGUCAGAAGACCAGAACAAUGGCGAUGCGCCAGUCGAGAAGGUCGUCACCGGCGCACCGCUGUCGCAGGUGCCGUCCCAGGCCCAGAAGCUGGGCAAGAAGAAGGUUUUUAUUGUAAUGUUUGCGCUUUGUAUGGUUCUAUUCCUUGCCGCCUUGGAUAUGACCAUCGUCUCGACAGCCCUGCCAACCAUGGCGGCUCACUUUCAUGCCUCCGAGAGUGGUUAUUCCUGGAUGGCCUCCGCCUACAUGCUGGCUAACGCAGCCUGUGUCCCGCUCUGGGGCAAAAUCAGUGAUAUCUGGGGCCGAAAGCCCAUCAUCCUCCUGGCCAAUGCGGUGUUUCUGGUGGCGAGUCUGAUCUGCGCGUUGGCAGUGAAUCUCCCCAUGAUUAUUGCGGGCAGAGCGCUCCAAGGUAUUGGUGGAGGAGGAAUCAUCGUUCUCGCCAACAUCAGUGUUUCGGAUCUAUUCAGCGUCAGAGAGCGAGGAAUGUACUACGGUCUAUUCGGGACCACCUGGGCCAUCGCCGGUGCUCUAGGCCCCAUCAUUGGAGGCGCAUUCACUACCAAUGUCACCUGGCGGUGGUGUUUCUAUCUCAACCUCCCUAUCGGCGGCCUCUCCUUCGUCAUCCUCUUCUUCUUCCUGAAGAUUGAAUCCGGCAAAACACCCCUGCUCGCCGGGAUCCGCGCCAUCGACUGGUCCGGGACGCUGCUCAUCAUCGGCGGCACCGUCAUGUUCCUCUUCGGUCUCGAGUUCGGCGGUGUCAGUUACCCGUGGGCCUCCCCCACGGUCAUCUGUCUCAUCGUCUUCGGCAUCGUCACAUGGGUGAUCGCGAUGCUGAACGAGUGGAAAGUCGCGCGGUACCCGGUCAUCCCGCUGCGGCUGUUCGGAAACUGGCACAACUGCCUCGUGCUGCUCAUCUGCUUCUGCCACUCGUUCGUCUUCAUCUCCGGCGCCUACUACCUCCCGCUCUACUUCCAGACGGUCCUCCUCGCCAGCCCCAUCCUCAGCGGUGUGUACGUGCUGCCCAACGUGCUCAGUCUGUCGGUCGUCUCCGCCGCGACAGGGUUCAUCAUGCGCAAGGUCGGCCGCUACCGCGAGCUGAUCAUCGGUGGCAUGCUCUUCAUGACCAUCGGCUAUGGCCUCUUCAUCGACCUCAAGCCCUAUGCCUCCUGGCCGCGCAUCAUCAUCUACCAGAUCAUCGGCGGAAUCGGCACCGGUCCGAACUUCCAGGCGCCCCUCGUCGCCCUGCAGGCCAACAUCCACCCCUCCGACGUCGCCACCGCGACCUCCACCUUCGGCUUCCUGCGCCAGACCUCCGCCGCCAUCGCCACCGUCCUCGGCACCGUCGUCUACCAGAACGUCCUGAGCCAGCAGAUGCCCCGCAUCGCCGCCGCUCUCGGCCCCGACAACGCCCACGCCAUCUCCAGCGGCUUCGCCGGCUCCCAGAGCGACCUCAUUCGCUCCCUGCCCGCCGACCAGCGCGCCGUCAUCCUCGACGCCUACACCUUCGCCCUCAGCCGCAUGUGGAUCUUCUACACCGCCAUCGCCGGCUUCGGCUUCAUCCUUACCCUCUUCGUGCGCCACAUCGAGCUCAGCAAGUCCCACACCGUCACCAAGACCGGCCUGCAGGAACAGGAGCGCGCAAGACAGGAGAUCCUUGCCGCGCAGCGCGCGGAGCGCCAGCCUCCCGAGCCGAAGGAGGGAGCCUGA